This is a messenger RNA of Monopterus albus (swamp eel), 1443 nucleotides long. RefSeq names its product talin-2-like. The record is from RefSeq and is a predicted model, not a curated record. Gene Ontology annotation, cellular component: plasma membrane; focal adhesion; cytoplasm. Bases 202 to 1443 code for a protein of 413 amino acids. Gene Ontology annotation, biological process: actin cytoskeleton organization; cell-cell adhesion. NCBI's taxonomy places the organism in Eukaryota, Metazoa, Chordata, Actinopteri, Synbranchiformes, Synbranchidae. The transcript is spliced from 12 exons. Gene Ontology annotation, molecular function: integrin binding; actin binding.
GGAGUGAUAAGAGCCGCGGUGUUAAAUCCUCUCCCGAGGGUACAACUGACAAACCUAUGCUCUGACUAUUGUGUCUUAUUGAUUCUAGCUCUGUCUCCUCAGGUGGUCCUGAUAAAUGCUGUGCGGGAUGUGGCCAAGGCUCUGGCUGAGCUCAUCAGUGCCACCAAAUGUGCUGCCGGCAAGCCGGCUGACGACCCGUCCAUGUAUCAGCUGAAGAGCGCUGCCAAGGUCAUGGUGACCAAUGUAACGUCUCUUCUGAAGACAGUAAAGGCAGUGGAGGAUGAAGCCACUCGUGGGACGAGGGCACUGGAGGCUGCCAUUGAGUGCAUCAAGCAGGAGCUGACAGUAUUCCAGUCCAAGGACGCCCCAGACAAGUCCACCUUACCCGAGGAGUUCAUCCGCAUAACAAAGGGCAUCACCAUAGCAACGGCCAAGGCAGUGGCUGCAGGCAACUCUGCUCAGCAGGAGGACGUGAUCGCUACGGCCAACCUGAGCCGCAAAGCCAUCUCCGAUAUGCUGACUACCUGCAAGCAAGCGGCAUACCACCCUGAAGUCAGUGAGGAGUUAAGGAGCAAGGCCCUGCAGUAUGGCUCUGAGUGCACCAAUGGGUACAUCAACCUUCUGGAGCAAGUACUGCAGGUGCUGCAGAAGCCCACGCCAGAGCAGAAGCAGCAGCUGGCCGUACACUCCAAGCAUGUGGCGGCGUGUGUGACAGAGCUCGUCCAGACAGCUGAGGUCAUGAAAGAUGGAGGAUCAGAAUAUGUGGACCCGGAAGACCCCACUGUCAUUGCUGAGAAUGAGCUACUCGGAGCAGCAGCGUCCAUUGAAGCUGCAGCCAAGAAACUAGAGCAGCUGAAACCCAGGGCCAAGCCCAAGCAGGCAGAUGAGACACUGGAUUUUGAGGAGCAGAUCCUAGAAGCAGCAAAGUCCAUUGCUGCAGCGACUAGUGCUCUUGUUAAAUCUGCAUCAGCGGCUCAGAGAGAACUGGUGGCACAAGGCAAGGUGGGAUCCAACCUAGCCAAUGCAGUGGACGAUGGCCAGUGGUCACAGGGUCUUAUAUCAGUUGGCCACGCCAGUGAGGAGAAGCUCAUCUCUUCAGCCAAACAGGUUGCAGCUUCCACAGCUCAGCUGCUGGUAGCUUGCAAGGUAAAGGCAGACCAAGAUUCUGAAGCCAUGAGGAGACUACAGGCUGCUGGAAACGCAGUGAAGCGAGCUUCAGACAGCCUGGUGAAGGCAGCUCAGAAGGCAGCGUUUGACAAGACUGAAGAUGACAACAUGGUGGUAAAGACUAAAUUUGUUGGAGGCAUAGCUCAGAUCAUUGCAGCUCAGGAGGAGAUGCUCAGGAAGGAGCGAGAGCUGGAGGAAGCACGGAAGAAGCUGGCUCAAAUUCGACAGCAGCAGUACAAGUUCCUGCCCAGUGAGCUGAGGGAGGAUGAGGGCUGA